CUUCAUCUCUUUAUAUUAAAAAGUACUCUGAUCUAGUCCUUCAGACUCUCACUGGAAAUAUUCAACACUCCGAGAUUUAGCUAAAGAACAGCUGACAAAAAUGGAAGAGCCAAGCAGCCAAAACGAAAUGGUUGCUCCGACGUCGUACAGAGGUGUUCGAAAACGAAAGUGGGGCAAAUGGGUGUCUGAAAUCCGUGAGCCGGGGAAGAAAACCCGAAUAUGGUUAGGAAGCUACGAGGCACCAGAAAUGGCGGCCGCGGCCUAUGAUGUGGCAGCAUUGCACCUCAGAGGACGUGGGACUCCCCUCAACUUUCCUGAAUUAGUCGAUAGUUUUCCUCGGCCGGCGAGCUCUUGUCCCGAGGACGUGCAAUCUGCGGCUCAAGAGGCGGCCUUGCGUAUUCGAAGGCAGGCAAAGGUGCCGGUGGAAGUGGGAAGCUCGGGGGGUAAUGCGGUGCCGGCUAGGGUGGGGCUCUCGGCGAGCCAAAUUCAGGCCAUAAACGAGUCGCCUUUGGAUUCACCGAAGAUGUGGACGGAGUUGGCGGGAGCUCUUUUGUUGGAGGAGAAUAAGAUGGUAUUGUAUGAUAAUGAUAUUGUUGAGUUGAGUGAGUGGGAAGAGAUACAAUACGAGUCUCUUUGGGAUUCCUAGCCCUAUCAUGUACACAGUGAAUAUAGAGACAAACAAAUUAUCUCA
Molecule: messenger RNA, 691 nt
Organism: Juglans regia (Persian walnut)
Lineage: Eukaryota; Viridiplantae; Streptophyta; Magnoliopsida; Fagales; Juglandaceae
Product: ethylene-responsive transcription factor ERF022-like
Exons: 1
Coding region: 101-646 (181 amino acids)
Biological process (GO): regulation of DNA-templated transcription
Molecular function (GO): DNA binding; DNA-binding transcription factor activity
Source: RefSeq, a predicted model, not a curated record